Molecule: messenger RNA, 16054 nt
Organism: Spirodela intermedia
Lineage: Eukaryota; Viridiplantae; Streptophyta; Magnoliopsida; Alismatales; Araceae
Source: the annotation of a GenBank genome assembly
AUGACUAACGUGACCCCUCUUCCCCCGGAUGUGAGUAAACAGCGGAAUUCUUAGUCCUCGUUCUCCUUCGCCUAUGUUUUUCUACCCAAGCCUGAAGAAUUCUUUUCAUUGGAUUGUCGCACGCUGAUUUUUCACCUUUUUCCGUAUGACCCUGUCGCAGGAAGGGGACGAGAUGCUGUUGCCUCACACGGAUUCAGCCGAUGCCCCCCAGGCCAUGGAAGGUACUCUUUGGCCUCGCAUUUGCUUAGGCUACAUGAACUAAGGAACCUCUGAUCCAAGAUUUUAGUGUUGCACCUUUUUGGUUUUAAUAUGCUGCUGCUACAUGUGGCUGGUUCCUGAGUCAGCUCGCAUCUGUCUGGUUUGCCGUCUAAUCAUUUUGUGAUUUCUCUCCUUAUGUCGUGCUCUAAAGUGGUGGGUCCACAAAUGGAGAAUGUUAGUACCUUGGAGAACCAGCUAGUGGAGGAUCCUCCGACGUUUAAAUUCUCCUGGACUGUUGAGAAUUUCUCCAGGCUGAACAUGAAGAAGCAUUACUCUGAGGUUUUUGUUUCUGGCGGAUACAAAUGGUAUGCCGACUGACCACUACCAUCCGUUUUUUGUCUGUUCCCUUGUCAUUGUUAACUGUCUUCAUAUAGGCGAGUGCUCAUAUUUCCGAAGGGAAACAACGUAGACUUUUUGUCGAUGUACCUCGAUGUUGCUGACUCUACAACCUUGCCCUACGGAUGGAGCAGAUAUGCGCAGUUCAGUUUGGCUGUUAUCAAUCAAAUGGACAGCAGAUACACCAUAAGGAAAGGUAGGCAGUCUGCUGUUUGAUUACUUUUGAUAGUCUUUUCUCCCUCAUUGAUUUGAUGGGUUUUGCUAUCAUAAAACUUUGAUUAAUACCAAAAUGAUAUCAUGUCCUUUUUCAUAAUGCAAUUUUAUGGAUUAAUCUUGUUUGGAAUGUUGGUCUGGAUUGAUUUAUCCCUGGUAUCUCAUGUUUUCCUUUUUUUUGACUGUGCAUCUCAGCUGACAGAUAAACCUUUGUUUCUUUCUGAGACCGAGGAGACAACUGCUCUUCCCUACAUAAUCGAAUUGACCAGUCUACCAAGAAAUUAUUUAGGCUAAAUAUUUUAUGACACCCAAACUGUUUAUUAUUUUAUCGUCUUGUCGUAGAUAACAUUAUUUCCCCCACAUGACGGGACAGCUGCGUCUUCCAUUCUGUCGCACCUGCAUAUUCGUGGGUCAUAUUGUGCUGUUGAUUUUGACUUUCAUAACUCCCUCAGAGUAACUCUUUUCACCUUGAAGUGUUAAAUGUUCUUCGGCCACUUUUCCUCUAAAAUUAAUGGAUGACGAUUUUAACCUUGAGGAAAUAACUCCAAUGUUAUGUCACCUUUCAGAGACACACCACCAAUUUAAUGUUCGGGAGAGCGAUUGGGGUUUCACAUCAUUCAUGCCGCUAAGUGAACUCUAUGAUCCUAGCAGAGGUUAUCUUGUUGAUGAUACUUUUAUAGUUGAAGCUGAGGUUACAGUUCGUAAGGUGUUUGACUACUGGGCACAUGAUUCAAAAAAGGAGACGGGUUAUGUUGGUAUCAAGAACCAAGGAGCCACCUGUUACAUGAACUCUCUUCUGCAGACUUUGUACCAUAUUCCUUACUUUAGAAAGGUUUGUACAAUUUUAUGCACUAAUUCUCAAUAUCAUUCUUUUUUAAAACGUCAUCUAUUAGCUUAUGCUUAUUUGAGUUUUUAUGUAGUCUGUGUACCACAUGCCCACAACUGAGAAUGACAUGCCCACUGGGAGUAUCCCUCUAGCUUUACAGAGUUUGUUCUACAAGCUUCAGUAUAGUGAACGUAGUGUUGGCACGAGGGAGUUGACAAAAUCUUUUGGAUGGGAUACAUACGAUUCAUUCAUGCAGCAUGAUGUCCAGGAGCUUAACAGGGUUCUAAGUGAGAAACUGGAAGAUAAAAUGAAGGUAGAUUAUCCGUGCUUGCUGUUUUUUUUUGCCUACUCAUUCAUGUACUUCAAUCAUGUAAUCUUAUUUAUUCUACUUUUAUUCUCUCCUAGGGAACUGUUGUUGAGGGCACUAUUCAACACUUGUUUGAAGGACACCACAUGAACUAUAUUGAGUGCAUCAAUGUCGACUACAAAUCUACGAGAAAAGAGUCAUUUUAUGGUGCUUUUUUAUCUGACAUUUUUUUCAAUUUUUUUUAGGGACAGUUGUGGUCACUAAUCCUCCUAUAUUUACAUUCUUUUGGCAGACCUUCAACUUGAUGUUAAAGGAUGUCGGAAUGUAUAUGAUUCCUUUGACAAGUAUGUUGAAGUUGAACGUCUUGAAGGUGAUAACAAGUAUCGUGCAGAGCAACAUGGCUUACAGGUAGGUUGCAUUACUGCCCCUGCUGAUUACUCAAUUCUUAAAAUAGUCAAACGAUAAGAUGUGUAGAUAUGCAUAGUCAACUUGAUAAAAUUUGGAAAAAAAUGAAAACAGGGAGAAUAAAAGCGACACUGCUUAAGAUGUAUCCUGGUUUGUUACAGUGAAAAUAACAAUUGCAUCAUCCAGCAAACAUAAAUUUUGUCCUCAACAGCUGUAUAUCGUAUACCCUUUUGGAACUUUCUUGGCAUCAAUCUGUAUUGAUUGUUGUUAUUCAAGCUAAUAUUUUGAUUUGUAGUCUGCUUCUUUUUAUAAAACUUCUUAAACUUAUUUAUAUGUUAAAACUCAGAAAAAAUAUUUUCUGUCACAGGAUGCUAAGAAAGGUGUCCUGUUUAUUGAUUUUCCUCCCGUCCUGCAACUUCAGCUUAAACGUUUUGAGUAUGAUUUCAUGCGGGAUACAAUGGUAAAGGUUGGUAUCCCAAAAACCUGUGCUAGAUGCCUUAUUCUUCCGAGUCGUUUCAUUUGCUAUGAUUGAUGAAUUGCUUUUGGCCACUUGUUUCCUUAUUUUUAAUGGCAUUCUUCUGAUAAUUUUUCUUGUUAAAAUACUGCAUGUGUUACCUUUAGCUGAACCACCAAACUUCCUGAUAGUUUGUUGACAAUCUACUAUGUGGUGAUUGAAUAUUUGAUACUCGUCUUGUUAUUUUCCAUUUUAUAUCUGUUAUUGUUUCACAAAUAAUAUCACAUAUUUGCAUAUAAUAACGUAUAUCAUUCACACUUGAUAUUUCGAUGGCUAUUGGGUCCUGGGUACGCCAUGUAAAAUCCCCUUCAUUUGGGAUCUGGCUGAAUGUUUCUGAUUUUCUUGCUCAUCUUAAACUUCGUUGUUCUUCUCAUGUUGUGACUGUUGUGCUGACUGCAUGUAUGUUCUUGAAGUUAUGUCGAAGUUACUCCAAAGAAAGUUGUAUAAAAAUCCUGCGACCAUAUGAAGAAAAUUGAGCAUGAAAAUUAUAGCAAUGAUUAUUUAUGUUUUCAAAAUAUUACAACAAUCGAAGGUGUGCGUGAAUCAAUCAAGAAAUAAUACUUGGGAAAGUGAAUAUGGAGGUUCUUAAUGAUUGUUUCUCAGUACAAACGGAAGCUCUUAUGUUAUGUCUUACAUUUCUUAUUCAUAUUCUCUGCAUGAAUCUCUGUUGUUACCGAAACUUGUAGAAUCCAUUUGGGAUGUCAAGUGGUUUUUGACAAUCUGGUUGUAGGGAAGAGAUCCCAGCUAUUAUAUUAUGUGUAACAUAAUUGACCUUGAAUCAUGGAAUCUGUCGAUUCCUGGCCAAUUACGAUCUCAAUCUUGAUUGGUUGGAUGUUCUUUAUCCAAUUCCAUAGACCGUGGUUUCCAACUCUUGAUUUAUGUGCCUAAUGUCGGGCCCACACUAGCAUUUUUAGUUCACUAGCUCUCCUCUUCUUUCCUAGUUCUUCUUUUGACGUUAAUUCGCGUGUAUCUCUGCCCUUUUUGACCUCUGUGACCUUGGGCUGCUUAAUCAAGUACUUUGACCCUUUUCUUGGGAAAUGGACUCUCUUUAAUCAUUUUCUUCUGUUUCUUUCUACAGAUAAAUGAUCGUUAUGAAUUUCCAUUGCAACUGGAUCUUGAUAGGGAGAAUGGCAAGUAUCUAUCACCUGACGCAGACAGAAGAACUCGGAAUCUUUAUACUCUACAUAGGUACCAGUCCUGACAGUUUUAUAUCUAAUAAAUUCGGGCUAGAUAUGAAAAAUAAAUUUCUUAUCUGUCAUGGAUAUUUAAUAUGACACUAUCUUAUACAUACAGCAUAUCUCGUUUCCUUUUGAUAUUUGUUUGAUAUCUAAUAAUUUUGCCCGAAUAUAAAAAGAUAAUGUGGUAAUGUCUGUCAUGGGUAUCGUCAUGACAUCUUGACCGUGUUGUGUAUCUUCUUUCCUUUUAUUUUUUUCACGUAUCUGUUAUAUUUAGGCUUGUUAUGAAAGAAUAAUGUUAUAAUUUCUACUUUUAUAUAUAAUAUGGCAUUGAUCUUAGACAUGGAGCAUAUCUUAUAAUUUUUUAACUUUUUUGGGCCCGUAGAGUAGAUGUAAUCAAUGUUAAUUUCAUCAUUUAUGAAGGGAAGCUUCAGGAGUCUAUCCUUUAUUUCUUUUUACCUUUUAGACGACUGACUCAGAGAUGGUGCUAUCAAUUUGAUGGACGAGUUUUACUGCUUUUUGACAUGCAAUUCCCAUUUAUUUGAUGCAUUCAGCAAGAUUUCAGGUGAUUUAUGCAAAAAUUAUAGUGUAUAUUAAUCUCUCCCUCCCUCCUUGCUCUCUUUCUCUCUUUUCAGUGUGCUUGUUCAUAGCGGUGGGGUGCAUGGAGGCCACUACUAUGCUUUUAUUCGACCAAUGCUCUGUGACAAGUGGUAGGCAAUUUAUGUUUAGCAAAAAAAUAAUUUCUUCAAUAUAAGUGGAUCCUAUUUUAUAUUCGAGCUCAAGUACAAUCAUGCAAAAACAAUGCAAGUAUCUCUACUGUCAGUAAGGUUUCUUUAAUAAAUGUAUGGUACUACUAUCAAAAUGAUGGAAAACUCAUUAACAAUGCAUUGCUUCUACAUAUUUGUACUCGUGCUUGUAUCAAUGUUUUUCUCAUUUAAUUAAAUAGUGUCGAUGGCAAUUUUUAAAAAGAAAAGGAAGACACUACACAUCAUAAUGAAUGAGGUCAAAGGAUUCAAUUUUUAUUUAUGAAAUAGGGUAUUGUAUUCUACAAUGUUUAAGACGGAAAUGGUUCAUGACUAAGUUUACCUUACACAAAAACGCAAGAAUUUUAGAGACUGAUAUGGUAAAUACUGGUCCUGUCCUUACUGAUCUUAUGUUGAACAGCUGGGCUUCCUUCAAUUGUAAAAUAAUAGAGUAUUCCUGCUUCACAAUGACUUGCAAUUAUUUGAUUCAUAUCCUAAUCCUGACAACAGUAGUUCGUGAGUCAUUUGUAACACUGAUGAAAAUGGUGGGGAACACUGAAUAGCAUGUGGGCAGUGGGAGGUUGUCCCUAGUUGGUCAGUAGUUAGAAGGGGAACGACAAGGAAACUUACUUUAGCAGUCAUGGUGAACAAAGCGGUAAACCACUGCCUAAUUAUUCAGAGGACAGGGAUUACUAUAAACCUAUUUAUAGAAACGAAAAUCAUUCAGAAACAUAAUGCAGAUCAGCAUCUCCACAUUUUAUAAAUUACCAUGAAUCUUGAGAAUUUUAACUCUUUUGUUGUUAUCCUAAUCUUAUCAUAUAUAAAAUAAGAUGAAUGUGAUUGCAUUGGCCCAGCUGUGUGAUGCCUUGAAAAACAUGAUAAUUGACUAAGUUACGUAAGAUCAUCUUAGUGAAGGCUUAGGGAGAGUAAAUUUGGACUGUUCCCCCUGAGACCUUUAAUAGAAGUAGUGGAUAUGCUUCCUAAACAUUGCACUUUCCUUGUAGUAAACUUAUUCUACUUACCCUUGGAUUUUCGGUGCUUCUUUCUUAUCUAGCCCUACUAUUGUCAUUCAAAUGGUUUUCUUGGCCUCAUAGAGGGUAUGGUCUUUUUUCUUUUAUCCUAUCCUUGGGAGGUCCACUUCUGCUUUAGCUGAAACUGUGAUUCAUACUCGAUAGCCUUUGGGAUAUUCGAAAACUCGUUAUUGUCCCUCUUUCUUCACUUAGUAUCCUACAGUACACCUAUUUCAACAAUGGGAAACUAUUCAUGCUUUGUAGCUGGAUUUAUAAUGAUUUAAAUUAUGGAUUCAGACUGUUAAGCAACUUCAGGAUCUAGGUUUUCUAAACAUACGUGUGGUGCCUUCCCCAGUCUACAAUUAUGUUCCACUCUAUAAGAUGUGGGAGUUAUUCUCUUAUUAACCCUUUCUGAGCACUGAAGUAAGCAGUAACCAUAGGUUCUCCUUGUUUUAGCUCCUGAAUCUGAGUUGAGUAUAUAAAUUUAACUAGCAUCGCCCUUUUGUACGCAUAUCCCUUCUGACAACAUCCAUAUUUCUCUCGUUAUCAUUUUUUCUAGCACAACGUUUUAGAUAUCACUACAAACAUGUUGUUUCCCAACUCCCAAUACCAUAAUAUGCAUCAUCUUUUUUAGGAGGUUGGAAUUUUUUAUUUAAUACCAUGCUUUGUGUUAUUAGGUCCUUUUGAAUGCUUAAUGUAAAGAAACUUGUUGUCAUUUAUCUUUUUGAUAGACUUAGGAUAGCUACUUUUCAUAGAAUCGUGGCAGGUAAGAAAUCUACCAUAUUAUUUAAAUUAAAAAAAUCAUAGAAAAAAUAUCUGAAUGAUAUAUUUUCCUCAGAUAUUUUUAAUUGUACUAUAUUUUAAACUUCUUCCAUUUAUAACUUUAUAUUGUAUUUAUAGUUCAUAACUCCAGCACAUUCGCAUUAAGGCACAGCAGAUCUACUAGUGCUUUUAUUUCAGUUAGUAGGAGGAAUCUUGAACUAAGAAAUAGACCCUAGAAGCUAAAAGAGUGUAUCUUGAGCAAUUCCAAUAAGCUCAUUGAUGUGAUUUUUGGGUUUAAUAAAAUUUCGAUCCUCCUCACUGACGAUUGAUUUGAUAUAGGUUAUGUACAUUAAUUUAGGAUACAUGAUAAUGGUUUCAUAGCUUCUCUAUACCUUAUUGUCCACUAGUCAAUCCUAUCAUUAGGGAUUCAAUGUAUGCAUGGUGCCGGAUAAUCCAAGCUUAAUGAUGACAUAUCCAUAGCCUGAUUUGAGCCUUGACUUAUUAUAAGAUCUAGUGGUCUAGCCCAAUGCAUAUAAGGGAAAUAAGAACUUAUGUGGACCUUAUGUCAAGUAGUCAAUCCCAAUGCAAUUGAGUUUGAGGAAACUUUGUGGGCUUUGUUCAAAAUGAUUAAACAUAAUGCAGAGGGAGCUGAUCUCUUAAAGUCAUCAAAUAAGAUUUAAUCCAUUAAAUGCUACAAGCAUUUAAGAAACUUUAGCAUAUUUUAGACAUGUGCGUGAUGAUUUAUGCAAUAGAAUUUCAUUGAUUUCUGAUAUCAGUCCUUAUGACCAUUCAUCAAGGCUAUUCUUUUGUCAAAAUGAUGCAAUCCACCGUGACUUCGAAUUUCUAAACUAAUUUAUCUCAAAUAUUUUGAAAAAAAUGAGGUCUCUUCAAAUUAAGCAUCCAACAAUCACUUUAAAAACAUCUUGCCUUCAUCUAUGAUUCAAGCUUUGAGAGUAGUAGACCUAGUUUAAUCUCCACCGCUUAGCUAUUUAAAUAUCAUAGGAGUAACCUUGAAACUCAUUGGCUAGCCUCAUGAGGUGCUCAUGGAACUGUUACUGGAUGAUAUGAUGACCAACUGUGCAUACAAUGGAUGAUGAUCUGAUAUCUUGCUACUCCAUAAUCAGUCAUAUCAUUCUAAAGGGGAGCUCCAUUUGUCUAAUUUGAACUGGGGGCUUACCAGAGGAUUCAGUGAUCAUACGAAAAGAAUGAGGAGUUAGGAGAUUAGGACAAAUGAAAGGGUAGAAAAACUUGAGCCGUGCAUCUGCCAUACACAAUUGCCAAGAUAUAGGACCCAAUGCUCUCUGUCAUUGGAUAAGAGGAGAGGAUCGGAUAUGGUCAGAGAGAGAGAGACUGAUGUUAUGUGGUUGUGGAGGGAGAGGGCCUGACAUCCCCUGCAUGAGAUCUUCAGCACAACAAGAGAGGUCCCCAGGAUCAGGCUUCUUACGUUUGUUGCCAUAAGCUGUUUUUGGGGGAACGAUGAUGCGUUGAUGCUUGUUGUCGGCCCAAUAUCAAAAUACUUCGCUUUGGUACCAUGUGUCACGAUAAGUGCUUGUAGAUGAGUGGUGGAAUAUAAAUGAGAGCAAGAAGGUUCCGCAAAACCAUAUCUUUUAUGGCUAUUCCUGAGGAAAACUGUCGCACACAACACACCCAUUGAGUGUUGUAUUUGAUCAUGGAGUACACAAUGACCUUAAUGGACGCAUAUGAUAUAUGAGAACAUGGGGACAAUAUGAGUAUUAAGGAAAAUCAGACAUAAGGAUUAUUGGGUCCUGUCUACGGUCUCUGAUAGUCUUUCAAUGGUUACUACAAGAUAAAGAGCUAUCAAGGAGAGUGCAUCUCACUUGUUGUGUCUAGUAUUUACUCUGAGCAUUAUCCAAAUUUUAUCUGAACUAAGUUUUGUCUUAGCAUCGGCAUUAUACAUGUACUGUCCGAACAAACUAGUAACCUCAAUUAAAUGUUAAUAUUUCAUGGAGUGGGGCCCUUUUGUGUUUAGGUUCAAGUUUGAUGAUGAACGAGUGACGAAAGAAGAUGCAAAGAGGGCAUCAGAGGACCAAUUUGGUGGGGAGGAGGAGGUGAGAAUGUUGUAUUUUUUUAUUUGUCUGUAUGUUUUCUCUCCCUGAAUAAAGUGGGUUCACAGUGUUGUUUUUUUGCAAGCAGUUGCCUCAGGCGAAUCCUGGAUUCAAUAAUGCUCCUUUCAAGUUUACCAAGUAUUCAAAUGCGUAUAUGCUUGUGUAUAUUCGUGAAAGUGACAAGGAAAAAAUAAUGUGCAGUGUUGAUGAGAAAGAUAUAGCUGAACAUCUCAGGGUAAGAGAGGAGAAUAGUUUCUUCUUUUUAAUAGUUUCUUUGAUGAAUCAAACCUAUCGAAGUCCAAUGCUUUUCUCAGGUGAGAUUUAAGAAAGAGCAAGAACUAAAAGAGCACAGGAGGAAAGAGAAAGCUGAAGCUCAUCUCUACACCAUCAUAAAGGUCUUCUUUCAUAGUGAUCUUUUUUUUCAUUUUCAUUAUUUUUAGCUGAUUUUAAUCUUCUGAUGGAAACUUGAUGACGAGAUUUCAUUUAAUACGUCCAGGUCGCUCGAAAUGAAGAUUUGGCACAGCAAAUUGGAAGGGACAUGUACUUUGACCUUGUAGAUCAUGACAAAGUCCAUAGUUUUCGUAUUCAAAAACAGACACCUUUCAAUCUUUUCAAGGUUGCCACUGACCUUCUGUGCCGUAUGCCUUAUUGAUUUUUUUUAUUGGUGCCUGAAGAUCUUUGUGAUUCAAGCAGUUGGGCUUUUUUAGCUGAUAACUUUUCCUACUGAUUUCUCUUGCAAUUAUCAAAUAGGAAAAGUUAUCUGCACUAGAGGAUUACUAUUAACUUCUUAUUUUCUUUUGAUCUGCCUUAUCUUUUGGCAGUGGCUUUCUGAAAUUAAUUGGUAAGAUGGAGCUUGCCCCUGGAAAAUCCAUCCUAUCAGACUUGAUAAUACAACGAUGAAGUCUAAAAUGGACACCGUAAAACAUGGUGUUCUAUUUAGAAUGUUAAUAAUGUAAAUAAACAGAAACAGUGAUAUUUUUUCAUGAACUACUAUGAAAUUUGAUAGGUUCAACAUUCUUGCAUCUUUGUUGAUCUGGGUUUGAAACACUGCUACAAAUUUUUAUAAAUUUGACGCAUCCUAUUAGGCUUCCAUUUCUUCUUCAACUAGACACAUUGGGCUGGUUGGGGUGACAGUAAAAUCAAUGGAAGUCUGGUAUUCGUAUCUAGAUGUGUACCUUCAAUGGCGGGUUUUCCAACUGUGUUUAAAUUUUAUGAUGACUUUGUGAAACAGUGUGUAAAAACUGCUUUCAAGAACACCCACAAGGAAAGCUGCUAACUAUGAUACGAACUAUGAAAGGAAAGAGAAUACCUUGACCAUCUUUUACAUUUUUCUCACUUCCAUGGAGCUUCAACAAUGUUUUGGGCGAUUGAUUUUAUUUGAGGUUGGAAAUGUAUACACAAAUGUACGAUGGCCAAAUCGUAUACAUCCCUUUCUUGUCAAUGUGAAGCAAAAACUGGACCUAGGGGGGUAUAGUUGUUUAAGUCUCCCUGAUGUGCCUUGAAAUUAGCAUUGGUCAUUGUGUUCUAAAAUAAUGGAUGCCUAGAGCUCACGCUGUGUGAGAUUAUUCCUGUUUAUUUAACUAUAUUAAAAAUUAUAAAGGCUCAUAAAACUUUCGUGUCUUGAUAUACAUGCAUGCUUUCUCCUGUAAAGAAAGCCCUCUAAUUCAUGUUCAGACAGACGCAAUGGGUUCUUACCGUGGUUCUGUAGCAUGGUUUUAAGGCUUUCUUGACCUUUUCGGUCUGCAGGAGCUUCACUGAAUUCAUUUAUCAGGCACUUUGAACUAUCUUAUUUAACUAAUCCUGAUGAAAGGCAUUCAUACCGUUAUCAGAAUAAUAUCCAUCCUAAUAGCUUCAGUCAGUGCUCAAUAAAUCCCUCUUCUGCCCAUAAUGGAAACGAUUAGAAGAUUCUCCCAGAAAAAGCUAACAUAGGCCACGACAAGAAAAAAGUCUUCUCCAUGGAAUUAUAAACAAUGGUUAAUGUUUUUUUUUGCAGGAAGAGAUGUCUAAAGAAUUUGGCAUCCCAGUACAAUUUCAGCGUUUCUGGCUGUGGGCUAAACGUCAGAACCAUACAUACCGUCCAAAUAGGCCUUUGUCUCCACUUGAAGAAGCACAACCUGUACCUGCCUCUUGCACGAUUUUUCUUGAAUAACAUGUGCGAACGUUUUCACCACUAACCCCAUUACUUUUUAGGUUGGGCAAUUGAGGGAAGUAUCAAAUAAGUCUAAUAAUGGAGAGCUUAGACUGUUCUUGGAAGUUGAACUCGGACCGGUAACUAUUUCUUUACCUUUGUUAUUCCUUUCCAUCAGUGAUUCAAUACUCUAUAGUUAUUCAAAAAUGUUUUUUCCCGAGUUUAUGAUGAUCUUGACCCCUGAUUCUUUUCGAAUUACAGGAUUUGGGUCCUAUUUCCCCACCUCUGAAGACCAAGGAAGAUAUACUGCUAUUUUUUAAGUUUUAUGAGCCACAGAAAGAAGAAAUUAGGUGCCUACUGCCAUCUUGUUUUUCCAAGGGGAGUCUAAGAUAUAAAGAAUUUUUUUAGCAUUUAUUAAUUUUUAAUUUUGUGAAUUCAGGUAUGUAGGAAGGCUUUUUGUGAAGGCUGCGGGAAAACCCAUAGAUGUCUUGCCAAAGCUCAAUGAGAUGGUCCACUUUGAUCCCAACGAAGAGAUUGAACUUUAUGAGGUCAGCCCUCUAGGAAAUGCUUAGUGUUAUCAUUCUUAUUUUUUUACUUGUUUGUCAAAUUUUUGUUGUACUAUUUUUUCUUCGUUAUACAUAUUCGUCAAGCUUUUAUUGUGUUCCCAGUGUAACGACUCUGUAAAGUGGUGUUUUAUAUUUUAUUUUGGAAAUGGUCUGCUGAUCUGGGUUCUGUAAUGCUUAGGAAAUUAAAUUUGAGCCAAGUGUGAUGUGUGAACAUAUUGACAAGAAACUUACUUUCCGAUCUUGUCAGGUAUGAAGUGUAUGUUUUCCAGCAUUCUUUUUUGGGCUCCUUUUCUUUCAUGUUCCCCUAUAUUAUCUUCCUUUCCCUUGCAUCUUUUAAUUUUUUUUGUCUUUCAUUACUGUAGAUUUUCUCAUCACAUGCAAAUGUUUGCCUUUUAUUUUCAGCUUGAAGAUGGUGACAUCAUUUGCUACCAAAAAUCUGCUUCGGCUGAUAGUGAAGAAAUGUGUCGUUACCCAGAUGUACCCUCAUUUUUGGAAUAUGUGCAUAAUCGGCAGGUGUUCUCUUUAAAUCGUUUUGAAAUUUGAAUUCUGACUUUAGUGAGCAUUUGUAUCUCUUGCUUUUCUGCAUGUCGUUUUUUUUGAACCUGGGUAUUUGUCAAACGUACCAGCUAACCCGAUCUUCUGUGUUCAACAUAAGCACACCGAAGAUCAGGUGCUAUGCCAGUUAUUUUCUUCCAAUCCGAUUGUUGAUUUUCGUUAUGUCUAACUGUGAAAAUAGUGUCGGUUACUAUUGGAGAAGGUGUUGGUUGCGUGAAAAAAAGCUCCAUGUGAAGGCUAAGCCCAUCAGUUAAUAUAAUAAUACAUUUAAACGAAAAAUGAGUUGACCAUUUUAUAUUUCUUGGUUAGUGGAUGACCAUUAGCACUCUGGGUAUUGAAAGUUUGUAACAUUGUGCUGGUGAAACAGAAGUCAACGUAAUUCUUGUGAAGAAAAUGAUGAAUUAUUCUGGAAAAUUCACCUUAGAAAAUACUAAUAGACAUUUCAAUAAUCAUUUUGAUGUGAACUUAUUAUUGCUUUGGAAUAAUUGACAGCUGAUAACAUGAAACAAGAACAUGUUUCCCCUUUUUACUUUUUUUUCCUGAGGAUAUAUGACUUAACUCUGGGAUUAUACUUACGCCUCUGAAUCUUCUGAUUCGUCAGGUUGUCCAUUUUCGGUCUUUGGAGAAACCUAAAGAGGAGGAUUUCAGUUUAGAGUUGUAAGUACCUCAAAAUUAUAUUAUUAUGCCGUCUUAAUAAACUUCGUUUGAUUGUUCUUUGACUCCUUUAUUGAAGGUCAAAGCUCUCAACUUAUGAUGACGUCGUGGAAAGAGUUGCUCAUCAUAUUGGUUUGGAUGAUCCAGCAAAAAUUAGGCUUACAGCUCAUAACUGCUAUUCUCUGCAGCCAAAACCGCAGCCAAUUAAAUAUCGAGGUGUAGAGCAUUUGAGUGAUAUGCUUGUGCAUCAUAACCAGGUCCAUUAUCCCUUGUCUCUCUGGCAUGUACCGCUUGCUACUCUCUAGUAAACUAUUACAUUUUUAAACUUUCCAAAUAAUUUCUUAUUAAACAGACUUCGGACAUCUUGUAUUAUGAGGUGCUGGACAUUCCUCUGCCAGAGUUGCAGUAUCUGAAAACUCUGAAAAUUGCUUUUCAUCAUGCUACAAAAGAUGAGGUUAGUCUGUUGGUUUGCAUCAUUUUUCAACUUUAGCAGUUUAUUUACUCAUGUCCAAUGAAAACUAAAUUCAGUGAAUUUAGGUGGUGAUCCACAGCAUUAGACUACCCAAAAACAGCACUGUAGGUGAUGUCAUUAAUGACCUGAAAGCCAAGGUAUUCUGCCGUCAUAAUGUUCAUCAUAGUUUUUCCAUCUCCAUUGGGUUGACAAAUGUUUCUCUUGAACCAGAACAGGAACAAAUGUUUGGUACAUUUCUUUCUUUUUCUUUGGUACAUUUCUAUGCUGACUCUGUUUUUGAAUAGGUUGAAUUGUCUCAUCCUGAUGCAGAACUUCGAUUGCUUGAGGUUUUCUACCAUAAAAUAUAUAAGGUAUUCCUUCAUUGUUCCUCACUUUGUUGCUUCCAUUUUUCCAGGAAAAUGGAUAAAUUUUCAUUCGUAGAUUGCUGCACCUUUUCACGCUAAACAAACAUAUUGGUAUUUUCCUAAUUUUUUUAAAGCCUUGAUACAACUGACUGGCCGGCUGAUCAAUGUGGAAGUGACUUAUAGAGCAACAUUUUUUUUUUCUCUUUCGGAAUUCGGAUAGCCACCUCGUUUCCUUGUUUGUCCAGUUGUCUAUUGCUUUCUGAUAAUGACUGGAAAAUAAUGUGGUUGACUGACUGUCUACACAUGCCUUCCGAUGAAUAUCCUUAAUCAAUUCCUGAAUUGGAAAGAAAACGGCCUUGUUUUUCACCGAAUUAGAUACAAGCCUAGGAGCUAGAGAGAGUAGAUCUCCAAAAGAAUUAAAGACUGCGACUUUGAGAUAUCCAGUCGUCUGUACCAUAGCACUACCCUCUACUGUAAGAAACCUAAGAUACACUAGUCCUCUUUCUAUCUGAUACCCUGCGCACGGGAAAUAGCUCUCCAGAUAGUGUUUGCUAUUACAGGGCUUACAAAGAAAUGGUCUAUAUAGACUUUGGUUGUCUACCAAGAAAAUGGUCGCAUACUGAAGGCUUGAAAAUUUUCUUGAUCAAUACUUCUGGUGCUAACUUUCAAUGGGAAGUAUCAAGUGCUGUUUCUCCUUGACUGCUCUUUAACAUAAAAAUUACCUUGCUUAAGUUGGAAGUUUCAAUUCAUCUGGAAAAUUGAUACAUUAAAGGUUUGAAGUUUUCUAUUCAUGUUUCCAUUCUGUGCCUGCUAUCUCCAGCGGUAUUUUCUCAUCAUUUGUUGCAGAUUUUUCCAGCCAAUGAGAAGAUUGAAAACAUAAAUGAUCAAUAUUGGACGUUGCGUGCAGAGGAGGUGAGCUCCCCUCCCCGUCCUCAUAUUUAAUUUUUAUGAUGUUGCGGUGCGCCCCCAGAAUAAGAUUCUCUGAUUCGUUACUGUCUUGAAAAUGCAGUCGUAUGUGAUUUAUUUAUUACAUGGUAGAAACGUGUAAAAUGCUAUAUAACAACCUAUUCAGUUUUAUGGCCCUCUGAUUCCUGUGAAUUGAUGCAGGUUCUAGAGGAAGAGAAAAACCUCGGUCCUCUUGAUAGGCUGAUUCAUGUAUACCAUUUUACUAGAGAUACCACCCAAAAUCAGACGGUAAAUUUGUCUUGACAUUCUAAACCCUUUUAUGGCUAAUUGAUGGAAUUGUGCAUUUCUCCUGCAGUAAUCAGGAGACAUUAACUCCUGUGAUAAAAUAACCACUGGCAUAACCAGCCGUCUGUGUUCUUCUCAUCAACACAAAUAUUGAACGUUGCGGACAAUACGGGACAUUUUCAUUUUUUUUGCCUGUUUUCGUACAGCAACAGAUUCAAAACUUUGGGGAUCCCUUUUUCUUGGUUGUCCACGAUGGCGAGACUUUAGCUGACAUCAAAGUGCGUAUUCAGAAGAAGUUGCAGGUCUCAGAUGAGGAUUUCGCAAAGGUUGCAUCACAUUCUCCCUUCACAACUAUUAUUCUAAGCUUUUUUUUUUCUUCUGGUCAGACUGUAUCCCUCGUUUCUUCUAAGAAUAAAAUUCAUAUUCAUAAGAUGGGUGCUGCUCCAUUGGAGUGGUUUGUGCAGACAAAUAUAGAUAGUCGUCCUCAGAUUCCACUCCAUGGGCCGCAGUCUCUUCUUUCUUUCUCUCCUGUGGAAAUCAGAUCGUUGAAUCUGGCUCGAUAGUUCAUGUUUGAUUCUGAUUGAUCAGCUUUAUCGCCCAAAUAUAGAUAGUACUGAGUGUCUCAUUCUCGGGUAAAAGUAUCUGAGCAAUAAUGCUCAGUGAUUUUUUAUUUUCCAGCUAAAUGCAGCACUGAUCUAGCCAUGGAAAUUACGCUGGCAAGAAGGAGAUCCUCCCCCCCCCCCCCCACCCACUCGGGGAAACUAAAAAUCUCACACCAUAUAUAAACCCUUAGUUAGAUGAACGAGUAUCAAUUGACUAGAUGUUACACUGGUUUCUUGUGAAUUCUCUCCCUUCAAAUAAUACGGCGUUCACCUGAUUUUGGCAGUGGAAGUUUGCCUUCUUAUCCCUGGGACUCCCAGAAUACCUCAAGGACUCGGACAUCGUGUCCCACCGGUUUCAGGUACUUUGUCCUCUCCUCGUACUUGUUUCUUUUUCCAUCCCUUCUUCUUUUUUUCACCUCUGUUUUCUCCCUCUUUUCGUGUGCAUCAGAGAAGAGAUAUCUAUGGAGCUUGGGAACAGUACCUUGGAUUAGAGCAUCCGGAUACUUCUCCCAGGAGGGCCCACACUGCAAAUCAGGUAUUCUUCUCUCCGCAGCCAGUGCUCUCAGUGAGUUAGUUCUUAGAGAAGCCCCCAGCCCCUCCCUGGUCAAUGUAGCAGUAGGUUGCUGAAGGUUGUGUGGAGUUUGGGCAUAUUUUCUGAGUUUCUCUUUCGGGGCUGGUUUUCUGGCCCAGACCCAGACAAACAAAUAAAUAAAUAAAUAAAUAAUUGCCCAUAACUAUUAAUAAUACCCUGUAAAAACUUUCAGAUAUUCUCUAUUUAUGGAUAAGUAUUGACUUUUAUUCUUUGUUUUUUUUUUUCCUCGUUAUGGGAGGUUGGUGGAGCAAACUGUUAAAACAAGCCAUUAAUGAUCCGAUCCUUUCUUGCAGAACCACCAUGUUUUUGACCGGCCUGUGAGGAUCUACAACUGA